Messenger RNA from Suricata suricatta (meerkat), 7046 nucleotides. It is a transcript of the gene FAM120B, whose product is annotated as family with sequence similarity 120B. Bases 2371 to 5097 code for a protein of 908 amino acids. Gene Ontology annotation, cellular component: nucleus. The transcript is spliced from 11 exons. The record is from RefSeq and is a predicted model, not a curated record. NCBI's taxonomy places the organism in Eukaryota, Metazoa, Chordata, Mammalia, Carnivora, Herpestidae.
AAAACCUCACUAAAACUUACAUAGCUUUGUUUUAAGUUUUGAGAUAAUUUAAGAAUUUUGACUUGUGUUGUGCUGAGUUUACUUACUGUAGACAGAGAUGGUACACUUUAUGAAUAAAUUUGUAACACAGGUGAGAUUGCAUCAUAGUGUAUAAGGCAGGUCUUAUAAACCUGAUUUUGCAGAUAAAAAUGAAGCUUGUAGAAAAAGUAAUUUGCUCAGAAUUUUACUGCUAUUGAGUGGAGGUUGGAAUCUGAACUCACUAAAACAUUUCCUUUUAUUGACAGUACUGUACUGCCUGCGGGUCUGUCACUUCUCCCCAGGACACAGUUGGGGGAUUGACCUAUUGAUUGAGCAACUGCUGAGUACCUACGUCAGCCAUGCACCAGUUUUCUGGAUCUUGGCCCCAGCGGUCACAGCCUGGGUCCUGGAGGGCUCUCCAGGACCUCCCGAGUCUGAACAUCUGUACCUAGACUUACAGUGUACAUGUGUACAUCCUGAUAGGUGCAGGCUUUCCAUUUCUCAUUUGAAUAGCUUCUUCGAGAUGCCGUGUGGAAGAAGAAAAUGUUCUGACACUUGCUGAAGCAGUAGGGAAGGUUUUACCUACGAUGAUUGCAGUAGGGGUGUUCCAUGAAGAGGGAGAGAAGGGGCCCACCUUUGAACACAGAAAGAUGCCUGGCGAUCGGUAGCCUGCCAGCAGAGGGAGAGGGGUCUGUGCGAACCAGGCAGAUGAAGCAUUUGAUCAGAUCUUGAGGGUGGUCAUGUACCAAGGGCGUGGGUUUUCUCCAGACAGACUCAGCAGGAUUCUUGCUGAAACUGGACUCAGCCAGGGCGUAUAUGGAAGUUCAGGGUUGAGCCCUUGUUGAGAGGAGGGCCUAGAGGGACCUGACUGAACAGGGGAACACCCUUUUGGUGGUUUGAUGAAUACUGGCUGGAGAGCCUCUGAAGCUCGGACGCCGGUGCAGGCGGCCGCCACGCGUAGCUUGGAGCUUACUUGUUCCCCGGUUUGUGCCUCCGUGAGACUCGCAACCCCCGAGCGCACAGGCCUGUCCCGCGUGCUGGGGUGCGGUAGGGUUUCGUUCCAUGGAGUUUUCAGUUCUUGUUCUUGCCUUGCUGUGCUGAGGGGGGGGUCCCUGUUUUUAGUAUAUGUGCUGCCGAAGCGAGCACGAGGGGGGAUCCCUGUAGGUUUCCCUUUGUAGGUGAAGUUGGUGGGAAGCCAGGGAAGGAAGCCCCACGUCCAGCUCCUAGGGGCCUCCCUGAGGGCCCAGCCCAGCCGUCAUGUUACCAGGGAGGGAACACCUAAGACUUGGAAAUGAAGCAAAGAAAAGGGAGGACUGUGUGUCUUGUCACCGUUUUGGACCAUUAUUUAACAGAUUCACCCACGAUUGUUUAGUUUUCUAACCAAAUGUGUCUCUCUGACUUUGCCACUUACUCUAAGAUUAGAGCCCAGACGCUGGUGUUUCCUGUUACUUUAUGGGUUUCUGUCUUGUACAGAUACAAAGCAUUUCUGUCUGAUAAAAAUAAAUCCAAAGGGUUUGGUUUCAUUGCUCUGUAGGACUUCAGCCUAAUUUUCUCCAACUGAAAAGAGCUAACCUCAGUGAACUCUGGCUCUUCUGCGCCCUCUGAACCGGCGUUCCCUGCACAGACUCCCUCGUUAAUUCACGUUUGCACGGCUUAUCUUUUAGCCUUUAGAAAUUGUGCUUUGACACUGCCGGAUGCCGGUGCUUUAAGGUGGCCAGAGCUGCUGCUACCAAUUGUCCUUCUGCAAACGCUGAUCUCUGGGUAGGAAGUGUGUCCCCCCUCCCCUCCCAUCUGUGGGCUGUCUCAAGUUCAUUUGUCCCUGUGUCCAGAGGGACUCAGCCGCUUCUGUCAGUGGCAGGCAGGGCGAUGUGUCUGUGCUGAGGCGCUGCACUCUUAAUUUCUCCAGGGUUCAUUGUCAAAAGACUGUGAUUGAAGGAACUUCUGGACUUCUCUUUCCUCUUCUCUCUACUUCCUCGUUUCCUGGUCACCAGUGUGUUGGGACUGGUCUGGCUCUGUAGGGGAAGCUGUUCCCAGCAGGAGGCCCCUGCCCAGGUGACACUCUCUGGACGUGUGCACCUGCUGCUCCAUAAACUUCCCGGCACUGACGCCCUGUUUCCCAAACCCGGCUGUCCACUCCUGGAGGGCAGGGAUGCUGCUUCCUACUCUUUCUUUGCCUACAAACGGAGUCCAUAAACUUGUCGAUUUCUGGUUCUUUUCAUAUUUCUCCUGUUCAUCGCUUUCUUUUAUUCAUUUAUUUGCAAGUGCUUACUGGGCCCCUGGCAUGCCAGUCACAGUGCUGGCUGUUGGGGUUGUGACAGAGUGACAUCAUCUACCCUGAGGAAGCCCACAUCAAUGGAAGUGAUUCCCAGAUUGUAUUUUGGGGUAGAAGACUCCUAUCUUGUCCUUUCCAGGAGCUCAGCUAUGGGUGUGAGAGGUCUGCAGGGAUUCGUGGGCAGUACUUGCCCACAUAUAUGUACAGUAGUGAGUUUCAAAGAACUGGCAGAACAGCACCGAAACAAGCAUCCUGGAUGUACUCCUACCAUUGUGGUUGAUGCCAUGUGUUGUCUCAGAUACUGGUACACUCCUGAAUCUUGGAUCUGUGGUGGCCAGUGGCGGGAAUACUUUUCUGCUCUGCGGGAUUUUGUUAAGACUUUUACAGAUGUUGGCAUCAAGCUGGUAUUCUUCUUUGAUGGCAUGGUGGAGCAGGAUAAGAGAGAUGAGUGGGUGAAACGAAGACUUAAGAACAACAGGGAGAUCUCCAGGAUUUUCCACUACAUCAAGUCACACAGGGAGCAACCUGGCAGAAACAUGUUCUUCAUCCCCUCGGGGCUGGCCAUAUUUACACGCUUUGCUUUGAAGACGCUGGGCCAGGAAACUCUGUGUUCCUUACAAGAGGCUGACUAUGAGGUGGCCUCGUACGGCCUCCAGAAUAACUGUCUUGGCAUUCUUGGAGAGGAUACCGAUUACUUGAUUUAUGAUACCUGUCCCUACUUCUCAAUCAGUGAGCUCUGCCUGGAGAGUCUUGAAACUGUCAUGCUCUGUAGAGAGAAGCUCUGUGAGAGUCUGGAUAUCAGCCUGGCAGACCUCCCUCUUCUGGCCUGCCUGCUUGGCAAUGACAUUAUCCCAGAAGGCAUGUUUGAAAGCUUUCGGUACAAGUGCUUGUCUUCCUAUACCUCUGUAAAGGGGAACUUUGACAAAAAGGGGAACAUCAUCUUAGCGGUAGCAGACCAUAUAUCCAAAGUUCUUUGCUUGCAUCAAGGUGAGAAAAAACUAGAAGAGAUGUUACCUUUGGGACCAAACAAAGCUCUUUUUUAUAAGGGUGUGGCAUCUUAUCUUUUGCCAGGACAGAAAUCUCCAUGGUUUUUUCAAAAAUCUAAGGGUUUAGUAAGUUUGGACAAGGAGGUGGGGUCCAUACAUUCAGACCCUGAAUCCAAGCAAGAAGUUCCCAUGUGUACAGACUCUGAAACUAAGCACGGGGUUCCUGUGUGUACAGACCCUGAAUCCAAGCAAGGGGUUCCUGUGUGUACAGACUCUGAAACUAAGCAAGGGGUUCCUGUGUGUACAGACCCUGAAUCCAGGCAAGGGGUUCCCGUGUGUAUAGACCCUGAAUCCAACCAAGGAGUUCCCAUGUGUACAGACCCUGAAUCCAAGCAAGGAGUUCCUGUGUGUACAGACCCUGAAUCCAAACAUGGAGUUCCUGUGUGUAUAGAUCCUGACUCCAAGGAAGGAUUUGCCCUGUGUACACACCCUGAAUCCAAGCAAGGAGUUCCUGUGUGUACACACCCUGAACCUAAGCAAAGAGAUCCCAUUUGUACACACACUGAAAUCAAGCAAAAAUCACCUCUAGGUGCAGACCCUGAAUUUAAGCUAGAAGCAGUUAUAUGUACAAACCCUGAAAUUAAACAAGAAGACCUUGUGAAUAUGGAGCCUGAAGUCAAAGAGCAAGUAACCAUGGUUUCAGACCCUGAGAUCUUAAAGAUUGCUAGAGCACAUCACGUCCAGGCAGAGAGCUACCUGGUGUACAGCAUCAUGAGCAGCGGGGAGAUCGAGUGCAGCAACACCCUGGAGGACGCCUUGGACCAGGCCCUGCCCAGCCAGGCUUUCGUGUACCGCCCGGUGCGCCAGCGCGUGUACUCCCUCCUGCUGGGGGGCGACGCAGGAGGCGCCAGCACCUGCCCCACUGUCAAGGAGUGGUUUGUGUACUCUGGGAACCCGCUGAGGCGCCCGGACCUCGUCAGGCCUCUGCAGAUGAACAUUCCAGGAGGAACACCUAAUUUGAAAUUACUGUGGCUGAACCAAGACCCAGGGUUACAAGCCCACCGCUUGGACGCGCUCCUCGGCUGCUUCGACCUUUUCUCCUCAAGAGAAGAGCUGCAGGCAGUCGAGAACCCCUUUAAGGCUUUGUGCUGCCUCUUGAUCUACCUCUUCGUACAGGUGGACACCCUUUGCCUGGAGGAUCUGCAUGCCUUUAUUGCUCAGGCCCUGUGCCUCCAAGGAAAAUCCACCGUGCAGCUUGUGGACUUACAGCUUGACUACAUCGACCCUCGGGCAGUGCAGCUCGGCUCCCUGCUGGUCCGCGGCCUCACCACUCUGGUCUUGGUCAACAGCGCGUGCGGCUUCCCCUGGAGGACCAGUGACUUCAUGCCCUGGAAUGUGUUUGACGGGAAGCUCUUUCAUCAGAAGUACCUGCAGUCAGAGAAAGGGUACAGCGUGGAGGCCCUCGUGGAGCAAAAUAGGUCCCGGCUGACCAAGUUCCACGCGCUGAAGGCGGUCGUGUGCAAGGCCUGCGUCAAGGAGAACCGGCGCAUCGUCAGCAGGCAGCACUGGCGCUCUCCCCAGCCAGGCAGGUGGGGGAGGCAGGGAGCCGGCGCGCACAGGAUGAGCUCCGAGUACAGCCGGGCAGGCCAAGGACAGCACUGGAGGGACCAGGGCCCAGGAAAUAGACAGUACGAGCCUGACCAUUGGAGAAGAUACUCAUCCUCUUCUGGUCUUACUUUUGCCGGGCCCCAGCUCAGAGUCCCUGACAGCGGUCGUGUGACAGGCCCGGGCCCAUCCGCAGGAGGAGGAGGCAGCAGUUGAAUGUCAGCAAGCCUACUUUAUGAUGCCACUAAUGAAUGGCUCACUUGUUGCUCUAACUGAAGAUUAAAGGGGUUUCAUUUUUAAAAACCAUCCUAGAUACAUCCAAGCUUCACAGAGUUUUCAGGUAAUUCAAGAAUUGAAAUUUUAAGGCCAGAAUUGUACCGAGCGCAGCCUUGGAGUAUUGACAAUGGAAAGAAAUCUAGCUUAGAGGUUAGAAGACAGACCCUGCGUUAGUAGCCUACUCGGCACCACCACCAUGGCUCGAAAGGUUCCCAGAAACUCUGAGAGAUGUGUGCGAAUGUUACCCAGAGGACGUGUCCAGCUGCUUCUGCCUGUAAAAACUGAGGAAGCCCUAAGCCUAGGCACAGGCCAGUUUAUAUAUUGCACUGGAUGGAUUCCCCAAACCGCUCAAGUAUGCAGAGCUCCUGGCUUUGUCUUGUCUUAAAAUCCCAGCUAGCAUUUACCAAAACUGGGAAACAGUCUCUCGAUAGUUUAAUACGUACAGUUUUUAUGUUUGAAACAUCCUCACCACUUCCUGCAGUUCCUUCUGAAGGACACUUGCAUAUCUAAUUACUUUUCACGCAAGUCUUAUAGGACCUACAACCUAAUUUCCCAGCUUUAGAAAUAGAUUUUUUCAUUCUCCUUCUGGCGUUUCCUAUCUAGAUACUAAUAUUCUAUUUCUUUCACUUCUGCUCAUUGGAGACCACUGCUGCUUCUAGAAGUUUCAUUUUUCUUCCUGCUGUUUUUAUAACUUUGAGAUAAAUUCUCAUCCUUUAGACGAAAGGAGUAGACCCAUGAAAAUCAAUCUCCCCCUUUAUAAUAUCUGAAUUCUAACUUGUUAGUAAAGUAUUUGAGGUCAGUUAGCAAGCUUAAGUAAGCCAUUGAGUUUGUAAAAUCUUUCUUAUGUUUGAAAAGCCAGUACAAGAAGUUUCUGUGAUCUUGCUGUCGUUAUGUAGGUUAAUUACCUCUACAGCCUAGUCUUCUGAUGAAAUGCCCAUGUAUCAAUUUAAAAGCGAAAAUAAUAUAUUUAUCAGUCAUAAAUAAAUACAGUUUUACAUUUAUUUCAUUAUUUGGAAGACAUUUCACCAUCCAAUAUGUUGGAAUCUUUGUGAAGGAAAAGGAUGUCGGAUUUUGUCCAAUGCUAUUUCUACAUCUAUUGAAAUGAUCAUAUGAUUUUUUUAUUCUUUAUUCUCUUAAUGUGGUGUUAUCAUGUUGAUUGUUCUGCAUAUGUUGAACAUUCCUUGUGUCCAAGGGAUAAAUAUCACUUAUCAAAGUAUAUGAUCAUUUUAAUAUGCUGUUGAAUUUGGUUUGCUGCUAUUUUGUUGAUGAUUUUUGCAUCCUUGUUUAUCAGGGCUCUGGGCCUAUAGUUUUCUUACAGUGCCUUGUCUGGUUUGGAUAUCAGGUUAUGCUGGCUUCGUAAAAUGAGUCUGGAAGUUUUCUUUCUCUUUCAGUUCUUUGGAGGAGUCUGAGAAAGAUUGGCUUUACUUCUUUAAAUGUUUGGUAGAAUUCACCAGUGAAGUCUUCUGGUCCUGGACUUUCAUUUGUUGGGAGGUUUUUAAUUACUGAUUCAAUCUCUUUUCUCAUUGAUUGGUCUGUUCAGAUGGUCUGUCUCAUCAUGAUUCAGUCUUCAUAGGUUGUGUGGUUUUAGGAAUUCAUCCGUUUCUUCCAGGUUGUCCAGCUGUUGGUGUAUAAUUGUUCAUAGUAGUCACGUCUAUAGUAUCAUUUGUCAUUUCUCCUUGAGUGAUCUUUUGCCCUUGUCAGUCAAGCUAAAGUCAACUUAUUUAUCUUUUUAAAAGACUAAUUUCGUUUAAUUCAUCUUUUUUAUUGUCUUUCAGCCCCACUUACUAUUUUUCUUUUAAUCUUUGUUAUUCCUUCUGCUGUCAUUGUGCUUAGUAUGUUCUUUUUCUAGUUUUCCUUGAGGUGUAAAGUUAGGUUAAUUGAGAUGUUUC